CAAGCCACCGUCGGGCGGGCAUUCCUUUAAACUUGGCGUCAAUCUGGCAGGCACGAAGCAGAAAUGUCGGAGAAGUCGGAGGAACUGAUGGACUUUGAAGAAGAGGAGGUGGAGAACGCGUCCCAGUCUUCACAGGUGGAGGACGCAUCCCAGUCUUCCCCGGACCGUCGUGAAGUCUAUGGACAGGGCCUUCUUCGCGACAUCGAGGCGGCCCGCCCCAAGGCUCUGGCUGCGGCUUACCGCUCGGGCAGCAUCACCCUCCGGGACAUUGUGGACGCGGCCCGCCUUUCCUCCCCCCACCCCCUUGCCGUCCCCACUGUUGACUUUGACCUAGACGAGGAGGAGUUCGUGGAGAUGUCUAACGAUGAAGCCGACGCGUGGACACAACUUCAGACCAUCUUCAACCAGCGGCUGCAAGCUGAGCUCGACCAGGCGGCGGAGGACGCGGAGCAACGGGCCCGAGAAGAGGAGGCCGCUCGGAGGGCUCGGGAGCUAACAGCUCAGCGGGAGAGGGAGGAAGAAGCUGCGCGGGCCGUGCAACGGGAGCGGGAGCGCGAGGAAGCGGAGAGGCGCGCGAUAGAACAGCGGCGAGCGGCCAGGAGGCAACUAUACAACGACACGGUGAAGGCUCGCCACGAGUUCGAAGAGAGGAGGAAUCGUCUUCGCCCCGUCGAGACAUCGGCCGCUCAGCCCCCCCCCCCGUGUUGCCUGCCUCCUCUGCUCCUCGCCGGGUCGUCACCUCUCCGCGUUCGCCCAGCCCCGACGUGUCGCCGUCUCAGAAGGCAGCAUCGACGCAUCCACGACCUGCUACGAGCUUUGAGGUCACCCUCGACAACCCACGGUCAGCAGCCACAUCCCCGCUCUACUACCAAUUCCUUGCUGCCGACGUUGCCUUUCUCGGUCGCCCCCUCGAUACGCCAGCGGCAGACAUCUUCUUUCACCAAGAGGACGAACACGAGGCUCGCUGGAUUUUAUCGGCGGCACAGGGCACCGCCGGUCCUUCCUUCCCGGACUCCAGGGCGUCCUUCGCGUGCGUCUUCAAUGAUUGGUAUCUGGGAACACUCCCCACCCCCGCCGGUAGCGAAGGUGGGAGAGCUCGCGGGGAUCGGCACUCACGCCAACGCCGGAGCCGGAGCUGGAGCCCCCGGAACGGCCGUCGCGACCAUCGCCGAGAUGACAGACAUGACAGGUCGUCAUCGUCUCGACUCACCAGCAGCCGGAGCCGGAGCCCGGGCCGGAACAGGAGCCGGGAACCACUCAGGGCGGGCGGUCGUGGUCGCAACAGGGGGGGACAGGAAGAACGGAAGUCCAACCAAGGAAACAGGCAAGUGAGGUGUGAUCGGGACGAUUUUCGUAGCUCGGGAUUGUUGGGAGAAGACAAAGAAGCUUCGGAGGACGAUUCUCUUGGUUUUUCCCCUCACGCUCCUCGUGCGCCUGCUGUUAGAGCCGCCCCUUCCAUGCAUUCUCUGGCGUUCAAGUUAGCCAACAAACAACUCCGAGAUCAUUCAGUUGCUGUGAAAGGUUCUGUCCCGCCCCUUGUUGUUCAAGACCCCCCCGUGCCUUCCAUGCCUCCGAGAGACCGUGCUGAUUCGUCACACCGUACGCCCUCACAAGCGUCUACUUCCGCUUCCCGUACUGGAAUGCUGUUGGAACAAGUACUUUCGCUCCUUCGAUCCCAAACGCCGGGCCAUGUUGUUGAUGCCGACGCCAACGCCGAUGUGCAACCGCUUGCGCCUCAACCAGCACCUAGACCGUCGCUUGCCUCAUCUAUUUCGCCGCGAACGGAGUUGGUCCCGGGGCGGGGCCAUCCUUCGAUUUUUUCUGACGCUACAGUAGGCACAGGGACACCUGCAGGACUCGCAUCCAUCAAGGCGCAGGAGGCAUCGCGUUCGGAGGAGAAGAUGGCGGUUCCAGUCGCCGCGGCCUCCCUCUCGCAACCUUUGCAGGAGCCCCCUCCCCCCCUUCAGCGUGUGUCUCUUACGUCUCAACCCGUCCUUACAGCUGACACCGUUGUCUCGAGGCCAGGGCAAGGCGCAUCGUUGCAGGCCCAGGACGACGCUGGUUGGCCUCUCUCUUCCACGGGAGCACGAGCGAGACAAGACGCUUUGGAUGCUGCGGACGCCUCUGCAGCGGAGGCUGACAUCAUUCGCAUUCAAGACAAGAUGGACAAGCUCAAGCCGGAUUCCCUUGACAGUAUUACUCGCUUUCCCCUUGGCCCCGACCCUGAUGAAUUUGCUCGCUUCGCGUCUAGCUGCCAGGCGGUGGUCAUCGAAAUUCUCGACAAAAGCGAUGUCAAGAAACAGCAGACUUUCACCUCCCCCACCUGGGUCCGCGGAUGGCUUCCUUUGUUGCGCAAACGUGUUCGCUCUGCGGUUCUUGAAGGCCAAACCACCAACCGUGCCACCAUGGAAUUCCUCGAUGCCACCUUUCAGCAGGUAGAAAAUCAUCUGCGCAAGGAACCAG
Ectocarpus sp. CCAP 1310/34 is the source of this 2463-nucleotide messenger RNA. The record is from the annotation of a GenBank genome assembly. Lineage: Eukaryota; Phaeophyceae; Ectocarpales; Ectocarpaceae.